AUGCCCACCAAAUGUGAUACCACGUUUCUGUUCUAUUCCCUCUUAUGCCUGAGCUCCACCAUCGCCUUGAUCUUCGGCGCUCUCUCAUGGUCUCGCACUCUGUCUCUCUCCCUCCCACUCCCAACAUGGCUCCCUGUCCUAACAACUCUCCUGUCCCCAUUGACCGUGACCGCCCUAGCGGCCAUCGGCAUCCUAAUCCCCAGGACACCCACAAACGCCGCAGCAGCGAAUAGCGCCAUCCAACGCGCUCUCUUCUUCAUCGACCAAGCCCACUCCAUCCUUUCAACUAUCAUAGCCACUCUCGCCCUCGCGUACCUGUUCCCGGAGAACAUCCUCUCCUGCCACCUGGACCAUCAAUGGCAGUCGUAUUUCAGCGCGCGAAACGCAGCCCCGAUCCGCUCCAUCCAGGAUACCUUCCAGUGCUGUGGUCUGCGCAGUAUUCAUGAUCGCGCGUGGCCGUUUAAGGAUAAGGCACAUGGUGAUGAUGCUUGUGAGAAGCAGUUGGGGUUCCGGCGCAGUUGCUUUGAGCCGUGGCGAGAGCAGCAGAGGAGUGUUUCGUGGAUGAUUUUUGUGGCGGCUGUUUUGGUCUGGGGGGUUAAGGUCGGUUAUAUUCAGGUAUUCCGUCGGAGAAAUUCUAGUUGGAUGGAUAGGCGUGCAGCGCGCGGGGCUUCCGACUACCAGAGGAUCACGAAUGCCGAGGGCCACGAACAUGAAGAGGACGGGGAUCUUGAGAAUCAUGACGCGGCUGGAGAAAACAGGCGGACUAUCUUGCCCCAGGCGAAUCCUGAAUACACUGGCAGCAAUGAGUGGACAGAGCGCUAGGUUUUGAGAUCCUGUAUCGCGUUGAUUUGGAAUGAGGUAGUACGAGGUGUGGUCUAUCUUCGUCAUUAAGUACUUUGCUUUUACAGAUACCGUGGAGAUUGACAGGUUGAAAACCGAAGGUAAAAUUGAAAAGUUCAUUCUCAGCAGAAGGUACAUAAUAGCAACGAACAAUGAAACAAAACCAUUUAGGGAUAUC
This is a messenger RNA of Aspergillus steynii IBT 23096, 1018 nucleotides long. RefSeq lists its product as uncharacterized. Gene Ontology annotation, cellular component: membrane. Bases 1 to 822 code for a protein of 273 amino acids. The transcript is spliced from 4 exons. The record is from RefSeq and is a predicted model, not a curated record. Lineage: Eukaryota; Fungi; Ascomycota; Eurotiomycetes; Eurotiales; Aspergillaceae.